AUGAAACUAUCUAGCAGGUUAUUAAAUUAUCGUGGCUUCAAUAUGUCGAGUGAGGUAAGGCGGAGACAUGCAGAGGAGCCUAUUGCAGUAUCUGUUGAACAUCUUCCUAGAUGUGUAGCUGAAAAGAGCGACAAAACAACUUUUAAGAGUAAAGGACAUACUUUGAAGGGGCCGAUUAAAGCUACAAGACAUGUAGUUCAUUCUAAGGUUGAUUUGUAUACGUUUUUGGUUACAUCGUUUGCUCUUCUUUUUAUUUCGACCGGGUAUAGUUAUAGACCUGAUUUUUAUAGGAAGUUUUUGAGCUUGCAAUAUGAGCAUAGUUCUAAUCCAGGUCACUACGAUAUUGGUACAGACGAUAUUUAUAUUGUGUUCACAGCUGUUAUAGUGCUAUGUUGGAUUAGAUCUUUUCUUUUGGAGUUCAUGUUGAAGCCGUUUGCGUAUUAUAAGUGUAAUAUCAAGUCGUAUAAAUCCCAGCAGAGGUAUGGAGAACAAGGUUGGUCUGUGAUAUAUUACUCUCUUUCGUGGAGUGUUGGGUUCUAUCUAUACUUUACUUCGCCAUAUUUCCUUGAUUGUGAUUAUAUUUAUUUAAACUGGCCGCAUGAUCAAAUGACUGGUAUUUUUAAGCUGUAUUAUUUGGUUCAGAUCUCAUCAUGGUUGCAACAGAUUGUUGUUAUAAAUGUUGAAGACAGGCGUAAAGACCACUGGCAGAUGUUUGCGCACCAUAUAAUAACUGUUGCUCUGACCACGGGAUCUUACUAUUAUUACUUCACCAGAAUUGGUCAUGUGAUUUUGAUAAUUAUGGAUAUCGUUGAUAUAUUUUUAUCCACUGCAAAAAUUUUGAAGUAUUGUGGGUUUUCAGUGCUAUGUGACUAUGUCUUUGUUGUGUUCCUGAUACUGUGGUUCGUUUUCAGACAUGUAGUUUACAAUUAUAUAUUUUAUCACACUUGGGCAAAGGCAAGAGAUCUCAUGGGUAAGGCUGGUCUUUGCGGCGUCGAUCUGUACCAAAAACGAUGCUGGACGCCUUUUAUUAUUGAUGUGUUUUUAGUGUUAUUAGGCGGCCUGCAGAUAAUCACUCUUAUUUGGUUGUUUUUAAUCAUCAAAGUUUUGAUCAAGGUUAUUAAGGGUACUGGUGCGCAGGAUGUGCGUAGCGAUGAGGAUGAUUAA
Molecule: messenger RNA, 1164 nt
Organism: Eremothecium cymbalariae DBVPG#7215
Lineage: Eukaryota; Fungi; Ascomycota; Saccharomycetes; Saccharomycetales; Saccharomycetaceae
Exons: 1
Coding region: 1-1164 (387 amino acids)
Biological process (GO): ceramide biosynthetic process
Cellular component (GO): membrane
Molecular function (GO): sphingosine N-acyltransferase activity
Source: RefSeq, a predicted model, not a curated record